UUUUUAUUCACCAAAUUAAUGUUGUACAAAGGUUAUAUUGUUUUAAGUUUUAAGUCAUUCAGAGCAUGCAGCAACCUAUUAUGGCCACAGUCAUAUAUAGUCAGCAGGACACACCUUAAAGAUAGUUGUAGAUCUAGAAAUGGCACUGAUCACUAUUAAAUCUUUAGCACUGGUACUGACUGUUAGUCACAUUACAGCUCAAGAAUGUGUUCGCCCUAACUCUGGUGGAGCCGACAGUCUGCCUAGCUUUGUGGACCCACGUAAUACUAACUCUCUAAUUGGUGUGAAUCCAAUCCAAGUCAUCAUUAAAAGCUACGAGUUCCACUGCUGUGGGAAAGUUGGUGGUUGGGCUGUGUACGUACAGCCUGGAGGUAAACUUCACACAACUGCAUACUCAAUAAAGUUUCAGAUAUGGAGACCACUGGGUGAUAACAGUCCACAAUACGAGAAAAUUGGAGAGAAUGCCUUUUCCCCUGCUACUCUAACUGACAGCUACAUUGCUGCAACACCACUUCCCAGCGAGCAGAUUGAUUUCCAACCAGGAGAUGUGGUUGGCUAUUAUCUCCAAGACAACGACAGACAAGACGGAGGUGUGCAGUUUGAUGAUGGGUUCACUUCUGAAGAGCUAUGGUAUGCGACUGGUAACUCUAACCUACAAAAUGAUAACUUGUUGGAAGUGGGCAAUGCAGGGGACCUCAGCAUGUCUACAAACCUUGGACCAAUCAUCUCGAUAUCAAUUACAACUUCUGUGAAUAACUGUCCCUCCACAUUCACCUCGACCAUGUUCCCCACUCCUGUGGCCACUGUGACCCAAACAACUAUUGAUAGACCAACAACCAUAGCAGUAAGUGCUACUCAAGACAAGAUUGGAAUAUCCUCUGAGACAAUACUGCCCUCUAUACAGUAUAGUAGUGACUUCGGACGUCAAGCUGAGUCUAGCUCUGUGUCAGCACCUAUAACCACCACUGGUCUACCACAACCAAGCAGUUCUCCCAUGAACUCUCCUCAAGUCACACCAGCAGCUACUACAACACAACCUCAAGAAGUGAACGUGGGACUGUUUGCUGGAAUCGCAGUGUCUGUUGCAGUACUAGUGCUGUUGGUCAUACUGACUGCAGUGAUACUUUUGGUUUGUGUGGUGAAAAGUAAUAAGAAAAAAAACUCACAAGGAGAUUUGAGUUUGACUGACUACAGGACCAUCAAUGAACGGAAUGAUACUUAUCAAAUCAUCAGGAUGGAUCCUAACACUAAACCAUACACCAAUGAGAAUGAGGUGUACGGAAAGUUAACAGAAGAAACUCAGAUUGCUCACUAUGAUUAUGCUAUAAAUCCACUAGUUAACGAGCCCUCCACAACUCAGAACCAGGCCUAUGGUGAUUUUGCAACCGCAGAAUAUAGUGUCAUAGCAACUGAUGAUAACAUUGUCAAGGGGUUGGAAAUGGCAAUGAUAAGAAAUGAAGCCUACGUUGGAGUAAGACAGUCGAGUUCUGACAAUGACCCCUCAAUACCCACCACAGAGAAUGAGGCAUACACUAGUGUGACUUCUAACGUGACUGAGCUUGAAGAAACUUAUGACUAUGUUUAACCGUUAUUAUUUUUUUACAAGGUGCGUGUUGUGUUUGAAUAUAAAAAAAGAAUUGCCAGUACAUGGAACUCACACUAAAUUGUGCACGUAGUUCAAUACGGCUUAAUUAUUACUAAAUUGUUUAUUAAAUCACUAA
Molecule: messenger RNA, 1721 nt
Organism: Halichondria panicea
Lineage: Eukaryota; Metazoa; Porifera; Demospongiae; Suberitida; Halichondriidae
Exons: 5
Coding region: 140-1585 (481 amino acids)
Source: RefSeq, a predicted model, not a curated record